Molecule: messenger RNA, 570 nt
Organism: Dictyostelium discoideum AX4
Lineage: Eukaryota; Evosea; Eumycetozoa; Dictyosteliales; Dictyosteliaceae
Exons: 1
Coding region: 1-570 (189 amino acids)
Molecular function (GO): transferase activity; acyltransferase activity, transferring groups other than amino-acyl groups; acetyltransferase activity
Source: RefSeq, a predicted model, not a curated record
AUGAAAUGUUUUAUUAAUAAAUGUACAUUAAAUGAUAUUGAUAAAUUAAUUAAAGUUUCAAUUAAAACUUUUUCAGAUACAUUUUCAUCAUCAAAUGAAUUAGAGAAUAUGAAAAAUUAUUUAGAGACAGCAUUUAGUAAGGAAAAAAUUGAAAAAGAAUUAAAAAAUCAAAAUUCAAGUUUUUAUUUACUUUAUAGUGGAACUGAUGAUGAUGAUGGAGUAAAUUCAAAUCAAAGUGAGGGUCCCAUUGGAUAUUUUAAAUUAAAUGAUUUAGAUGCUCAAGGUUCUGAUAAUCAUGAGGAUACUUCAAAUUCAGUUGAACUUGAAAGAAUUUAUUUAAUGAAAGAACACCAAAAAAAAGGUUAUGGACAAUUUAUGAUUGAUAAAGCAAUUGAAAUUUCAAAGAAUAAACAAAGAUCUUAUAUUUGGCUUGGAGUUUGGGAAAAAAACUAUAGCUCACUUGAGUUUUAUAAAAGAAAUGGUUUUAUUAAAUUUGGUUCUCAUACUUUUAUUAUUGGUGAGGAUCAUCAAAUUGAUCAUCUUUUAAAAUUAGAUUUAACAAAUAAAUAA